AUGUCAACUGCCACCCCUUCUCAGAAUGGCGAAAGCACUUCCGCAGUGAAAGCCGAGCCAACGCCGCCACCAAACUAUGCCCUCUCCAAAGAACUAACCGGCCACAUCAAGCCAGUCUCCUGCGUGAAAUUCAGCCACGACGGAAAAUUUCUUGCCUCCUGCUCGCCGGAUAAGACGCUGCGCAUUUGGUCAGUCGAAGACGGGCAGCUCCUCUCUACCAUUACCGGCCACAAACUUGGGAUAAACGACCUUUCGUGGAGCUCCGACGGAAAAUACAUCUGCACCGCCAGUGAUGACACGACGGUCAAGGUCUGGGACUUGGAAACGAAGAAGGCCAUCAAGAGCUUCAAAGGGCAUAGCAAUUACGUCUUCUGCUGCUCCUACAACCCCACUAGCAACCUCAUCGCUUCAGGCUCAUUCGAUGAGACUGUGCGAAUUUGGGAUGUGAAGAGUGGACAGAUGACUCGUACCCUGCCUGCCCAUGCCGAUCCAGUCUCUGCCGUCUCUUUCAAUCGGUAUGGCACCCUGAUCGCCUCAUCCAGCUACGACGGCCUUAUUCGUAUUUGGGAAGCCUCCACUGGCCAAUGCGCUAAAACGCUCGUCGAUGAUGAGAACCCGCCCGUAUCGUUCGUCAGAUUCUCACCUAAUGGCAAAUACAUUCUUUCCGCUUCGCUUAACAGUUCGCUAAAGCUCUGGGACCUCAACAAGGCACGAUGCCUCAAGACUUACAAGGGCCACAAGCAAGAAUGCUUCUGCAUUGGAGCCAAUUUCUCAGUGACCGGCGGAAAGUGGAUCGUCACUGGGUCUGAGGAUGGCGAUGUCCUUGUUUGGAAUCUUCAGACCACAGAAGUUGUACAGCGCUUUAAAGCGCACGAAGAUACUGUCCUCGCCAACGACUGUCACCCCCAUGAGAAUAUCAUCGCCACUGCAUCACUUUACCAGGGCAACAUCAAGCUUUCGGAGAAGCCGUGCGCGGUCCCGCCGCGAUUCCAUGGCCAGGCGCUCACGCUUUCUGGGGGAGGGAUACAGUCGGCCGGGGAUUUCUUCAUCAUGGAUCAACAGGCGUUCUUGAAAGAUCAGAUGGAGGCUGUCGAGAAGGCGUUAAACAAGCACGAGAUCCCGCUGAAACCAAAGCACGCCCGUCGCCUCAUCCUCGGCACUCACCGCGUCAAAUCAGCUGUAAUCUUCUGGGAUGCUGUGCAUCAAGUACAGUUGAAAAAGAACCCUGUUAUUUCCUGGAAGUUCUGCCAUCUCCUUCAUUGUUUGCUGGCGAACGGCCAUCGCUCUGUACCUGGAGAUUCAUACAGAUUCGUGCGCCGCUUCGAUGAACUGUCCCAGUUUUGGCGUUUCCUACAAGGUUAUGGACAGUGUAUCGACAAAUAUUGCAAGUUGCUGGGCGCCCGUCUAAAUUUCCACCAUCGGUAUCCGCAAUUCCUUGGAAACCUGAAGAUUGCCGAAGAUGCGGUGAAUGGCUUCAACAACGAUGCGCUAUUUGAGUUGACAAUUGAGCUUUUGGAUCAGCUCGACAAUAUUUUGGAGUUGAAGGCAGCUGUCUGGAUCUAUGUUCAAGCAUACGGACGUGGAUCUGUCGUCCCGCAAGAACAAUGCUUGUUGGCUCCUCUCAUACCCUGUCUCAUCGAUUCGUCUAAACUCUACGAUCACUUGGUUAAGAUGCUCUUCAAACUACACGCCAACGUUCAUCCAGAAACUUUAUCCGGCCAUCGUACGCGUUUUGUGGACAUUUUCCGUCGCACGAAGAGCUUCUACGAGGACUGUUCCGGUGUGCAAUACUUCAAAUAUCUUGUGUCCAUUCCGACACUUCCGAAUGCGCCCCCGAAUUUCCUCAGCGCCGGCGACCUUGCUUCAUAUAAUCCGCCUAAUGCCUAUCAGCUGGAUGGAGGAAGCCAAUCUGACGAAGGCUACGGACUGAUUGAUAUUGACGAUAUCACCUCUAACAUGCCUGAACCCGAACAACCAUCUCCACAACCAAGCGACGCUUCAGCCGAUGAAAUACUCAACCUUCGGCGAGCGCUCGAGGAAGAAAGAAACUCAAAGGAACGCUUUAUUAUGGAAGCCAGAUCGCGCAUCGAACAAUACGAGAAUCGACUUGCCCAAAUUCAAAGCGACUACGAGAAUGCGCAAGCCGAAGCUGAUCUGGCGAAGCAUGAGGCCGGCUCUUUGAAAGGCAAUUUCGUAUCCUAUGCGUAUAAUGUAAAUUUAGUCGAGCUUGAUCGCAAGCAAGGCUUGGCAGGAGAAAGUGAUGCUCGCGUCGCUGAAGCCAAUCAGAAGUUCUACAAAUUGAAGGAUUUGUAUGACAAAUUCCGCAGUGAUCACGUUGCCGCUCUUCAAAAACUGGGCGACCUUCAAAAUGAAAGCACGAGGCAGGAGCAGAGGGUUCUUGGGCUUGAACAAGAAAAGGAUAGUACGAGAGCUCGGGUGACUGAGGGUAUUUGUGCCAUGAUUAAUGAAGGCCACGAAGAUUUGACGAAUGCCACUUCGACGACCUAUCCCCUCCGCCAUCUCAUCGUCAAAUCGGUUGUAAACUGCGCGGCAGCUGCUUAUUCGGCUUCAAUUCACGAAUAUGAUGAAAUCAAUCAGUUGUGCCAUGCCCUCCUCAACGAUGCCGAUGUUGCUUACAAAAAUGGCGAGUUCGGCCAAUUAAAGGGAAAAAUGGCUGAGCUCUCGCAGAAGCUAGCUGAUCUUCCGACGUCUACCGAUAUUGACAAGGAACAAGUCGGAAACGAGAUCGAGCUUGAGAUGAAGCGCAUGGACGACGCCAUCCGCCAGGCCGUCGAGAAAAUUGAGGAGAUUCAGAAACGAGCUCGCGAGGGCACCCAGAAUAAGAUCACGCUCGAGGUCAACGAGGCCAUUCUGGCGUGUUGCCAGCAAUUGAUGAACGCAAUUAUGGUGCUGGUGCUUCGCAGUCGUGAGCUUCAAAAGGAGAUCGAGGAGGCUGGUCGUGGAAUGGGCAGCCCUUCCGAAUUCUAUAAGAGAAACCACCAAUGGACAGAGGGUCUCCUAUCUGCUGCAAAAUCAGUUGGUGUGGCUGCUCGUGUGCUCGUCACGACUGCCGACGAAGCGGUCAGCGGGACCGGCAAGCUCGAGGCGUUGAUCGUGGCCGCUCAGGAAAUCGCUGCCUCCACCGCACAACUCUUCGUGUCUAGCCGUGUGAAAGCUGAUCGUAAUUCGCAUAAGCUUUCUGAGCUGUCUACAGCCUCUCGAGAUGUCAAUCAAUCGACGGCAAAGGUCGUCGCUAGCGUAAGAAACGCACAAGCUACUCUCAAUCCCGACAACACCCUCGACUUUUCUCAUCUUUCUCUCCACGUCGCCAAGAAGGAAGAAAUGGAGGCCCAGGUUAAAAUCCUGGAGCUUGAGCAGAGCCUGGUUCGUGAGCGCGCACGUCUUGCCGAGCUCCGAAAGGCUCACUAUCACCUAGCUUCUGUCAUCGCAUCCGAAAAUGGCGCCGGACAG
Molecule: messenger RNA, 3471 nt
Organism: Mesorhabditis spiculigera
Lineage: Eukaryota; Metazoa; Nematoda; Chromadorea; Rhabditida; Rhabditidae
Source: the annotation of a GenBank genome assembly